Molecule: messenger RNA, 6494 nt
Organism: Arvicanthis niloticus (Nile rat)
Lineage: Eukaryota; Metazoa; Chordata; Mammalia; Rodentia; Muridae
Gene: Larp1
Product: La ribonucleoprotein 1, translational regulator
Biological process (GO): positive regulation of translation; mRNA stabilization
Cellular component (GO): cytoplasmic stress granule; cytosol
Molecular function (GO): RNA cap binding
Source: RefSeq, a predicted model, not a curated record
UCGAGCGGGACCCGCGGCGCGCCCGGCCCCUCCGCGCAGAUGGCCACUCAAGUGGAGCCGCUGCUGCCGGCGGGCGCCGCGCUGCUGCAGGCCGACGAGCACGGCCUGGCGAGGAAGAAGCCGGCGCCCGACGCUCAGGCCGAGUCGGGCCCGGGCGACGGCGGCGGUGAGCCCGACGGCGGCGUCCGCAGGCCGCGGCCAGCCUGCGCCAGGCCUGGCCGCGACGGCGCAGAGCGCGAGAGCCCGCGGCCACCCGCAGCUUCGGAAGCCCCAGCGGGGAGCGACGGCGAGGACGGCGGCCGGCGUGACUUCGUGGAGGCACCGCCGCCCAAGGUGAACCCGUGGACGAAGCACGCGCCGCCGCCGGCCGCGGUGAACGGACAGCCGCCUCCAGAACCUUCUGCUCCAGCCAAGGUGGUGAGGGCAGCUGCUCCUAAACAGCGUAAGGGCAGCAAGGUUGGUGACUUCGGAGAUGCAAUCAACUGGCCUACACCUGGAGAGAUAGCCCACAAAAGUGUGCAGCCACAGUCCCACAAGCCUCAGCCUGCCCGUAAGCUGCCACCCAAGAAGGACAUGAAGGAGCAGGAGAAAGGAGAUGGAAGUGAUAGUAAGGAGAGCCCCAAAACAAAGUCGGAUGAAUCGGGGGAGGAAAAGAAUGGGGAUGAGGACUGCCAGCGAGGCGGGCAGAAGAAGAAAGGGAACAAACACAAGUGGGUUCCGUUGCAAAUAGACAUGAAGCCCGAAGUACCCAGAGAGAAAUUGGCUUCACGUCCUACUCGCCCACAGGAACCAAGACAUACACCUGCUCUCCGAGGGGAAAUUAAAGGAUCUGAACCUGCCACCUACAUGCCUGUAUCUGUGGCCCCACCAACCCCAGCCUGGCAACCAGAGACCAAACCGGAGCCUGCCUGGCAUGACCAGGAUGAGACAUCUAGUGUGAAGAGUGAUGGGGCUGGUGGGGCGCGGGCUUCCUUCCGUGGCCGUGGACGGGGGCGUGGUCGUGGACGGGGCCGUGGACGGGGUGGCACUCGAACCCACUUUGACUACCAGUUUGGCUACCGAAAGUUUGAUGGUACAGAGGGGCCACGCACCCCCAAGUACAUGAACAACAUCACUUACUACUUUGACAAUGUCAGCAGCACUGAGAUUUACAGUGUGGACCAGGAGCUGCUCAAGGAUUAUAUCAAGCGCCAGAUUGAAUACUACUUCAGCGUGGACAAUUUAGAGCGAGACUUCUUCCUGAGACGGAAAAUGGAUGCUGAUGGCUUCCUUCCUAUCACCCUUAUUGCUUCCUUUCACCGCGUACAGGCCCUAACCACUGACAUUUCACUCAUCUUUGCGGCUUUGAAGGACAGCAAGGUGGUAGAGAUGGUUGAGGAGAAAGUCCGAAGGAGGGAAGAACCUGAAAAGUGGCCACUGCCUGGGCCCCCAAUAGUGGAUUAUUCACAAACCGAUUUUUCUCAGCUUCUCAACUGCCCAGAGUUUGUUCCCCGCCAGCUCUACCAGAAGGAGACAGAGUCAGCACCUGGCUCUCCCCGUGCAGUCACCCCAGUGCCAACCAAAACAGAGGAGGUCAGCAACCUGAAGACCCUUCCCAAGGGCCUGUCUGCCAGCCUCCCAGAUCUAGAUUCUGAGAGCUGGAUUGAAGUGAAGAAAAGGCCUCGGCCCUCACCAGCACGCCCCAAGAAGUCAGAGGAGCCCAGGUUCUCCCACCCAACUGCUCUGCCUCAGCAGCUUCCCUCCCAGCAGCUGAUGUCUAAGGAUCAAGAUGAGCAAGAAGAACUAGACUUUCUGUUUGACGAGGAGAUGGAGCAGAUGGAUGGGCGGAAGAAUACCUUCACUGCCUGGUCUGAUGAGGACUCUGACUAUGAAAUCGAUGACCGGGAUGUCAAUAAGAUCCUCAUUGUCACUCAAACACCACCUUACAUGCGUCGGCACCCUGGAGGGGACCGUACAGGCAACCACACUUCUCGUGCCAAGAUGAGUGCUGAGCUGGCCAAGGUCAUUAAUGAUGGACUCUUCUACUAUGAACAAGACCUAUGGACUGAGAAGUUUGAGCCUGAGUAUUCACAGAUCAAGCAAGAAGUCGAAAACUUCAAGAAAGUGAAUAUGAUUAGUCGGGAGCAAUUUGACACUCUGACCCCUGAGCCCCCUGUGGAUCCUAACCAGGAGGUUCCUCCUGGGCCACCUCGAUUCCAACAAGUUCCUACUGAUGCUUUGGCCAACAAGCUGUUUGGUGCUCCCGAGCCAUCUACCAUUGCCCGUUCUUUACCAACCACUGUCCCAGAGUCUCCAAACUACCGAAACGCCAGGACUCCCCGCACACCCCGGACCCCCCAGCUCAAAGAUUCUAGUCAGACAUCACGGUUUUACCCAGUGGUAAAAGAAGGACGGACCCUAGAUGCCAAGAUGCCUCGAAAAAGAAAGACAAGGCACAGCUCGAACCCCCCCUUGGAAAGUCAUGUGGGCUGGGUGAUGGAUUCUCGGGAGCACAGACCCAGGACUGCUUCUAUUAGCUCCAGUCCUUCAGAGGGAACACCUGCAGUCGGCAGCUAUGGCUGUACCCCUCAGUCACUGCCUAAGUUCCAGCAUCCCUCCCAUGAGCUGCUCAAGGAAAAUGGCUUCACGCAACACGUCUACCACAAGUACCGGAGGCGCUGCCUUAAUGAGCGGAAGCGCUUGGGCAUUGGCCAGUCUCAGGAGAUGAACACCCUCUUCCGCUUUUGGUCCUUCUUCCUCCGAGAUCACUUCAAUAAAAAGAUGUAUGAAGAGUUCAAGCAGCUGGCACUGGAGGAUGCCAAAGAAGGCUACAGGUACGGUUUGGAGUGCCUUUUCCGAUACUACAGUUACGGUCUAGAGAAGAAGUUCCGGCUGGACAUAUUCAAGGAUUUCCAGGAGGAGACCGUGAAGGACUAUGAGGCUGGCCAGCUCUAUGGAUUGGAGAAGUUCUGGGCCUUCUUGAAAUAUUCCAAAGCCAAAAAUUUGGACAUUGACCCCAAACUGCAAGAAUACCUCGGCAAAUUCCGCCGUCUAGAAGACUUCCGAGUGGACCCCCCCAUGGGCGAGGAAGGCAACCACAAGCGACACCCAGUAGUAGCAGGAGGCAGCGGAGAGGGCAGGAAGCGGUGCCCUUCCCAGUCUUCCAGCAGGCCUGCCUCUGGGAUCAGCCAACCCCCUACGACACCUACUGGCCAGGCCACUCGAGAAGAUGCCAAAUGGACAAGCCAGCACUCGGACACACUGACUUUGGGAAAGUGAAUGCCCAGAAGCCCCCUGGGGUUUGGGAUAGACGGGGUGGGGUGGGUGAAGAUCUAUGGGGGUGCCCAGGCCCAGGAAAGUGAACAAGAGAAGGGACAGGCCUAGAGUUACUAAGGAUGGGCCUUUGCACUAAGUAGCAGUGUAUACCAUUUGGGCUAUUAGCGGUGCUCCUGGGCAGGAGCCUCCAAGUACCCCAUCCCCUUCUUUCUUCAUGACUUCCAUCAUAACUUCUAAGGGGGGAGGGGAAGGGGGGAGAUUUUAUAUAUAUAUAUAUAUAUAUAUACAUAUACAUAUAUAUAUAUCAAGUUUUAAAUUAUUGAUAGUUUGUCUGGAUUACCAAAAUCACUCUUCAGCCCUUCCUGCGGCUCCUAGGCCGAUCUGUCUCCCCCACCCCUUCCCUCUCCCCUCAAGCCAACUAUGCAGCCCACCAGAAGGCUCUGGCGGUGCCCAUGGGCCCCAGAAGCACCAGCCCCUUGAUCACCUGGGGUUUGCCAUCACCGUGUCCCUGCUGUUCCACAUGCCCUUCUGCCACCUCUGGGGGAAGGAAACCAAAGGAUCUCAGUGGGGGUUGGGGAGCUUCAGCCUCUCCCCCCUCACCCCCUCGCCCCACCCCAGAGACGCUGCUCACACCAGAAGAGACUAUUGAAAGAUGAUUCAUUUUAUUUUUUCUCUGACCUUUCCAUCCUUGGGAAAACAGAAAAAAAAAAAAAAAAAAAAAAGUAAAGGAAGAAGAAGAAAGAUUUAAAAAAAAAAAAAAAAGAUAAAACCGACCACUUAAAAAAUGACAAAAAAAAAAAAAAACAAAAAACCCAGAACCCACCUAAUCCAUAGAAAGUGAUGUCUUUCCCCUCCUUGGAAUUUUUCUUCUGUUCUGUUUUUGGAAAUAAUAUUUUUUUAAAAGUUGCCUUAUUGUGGAGCGGGAACCUGAACUAAUGCCCAAAUGCCUGUUUUCCUUGAGCCUCCGGAAGAGCUCCACCUGCCUGGGAUGUCCCUGGGCUUGGACUGACUAGAAUUUUCCUCCGGACUGAGUUGCAUGUACCGGGCCUCCUACCUGGAAGCAAGAGAGUUGGGGCAGUUCUAUCAGAGCUGUUCCCAGGACACCCCUGCUGUUGCAUUGUUCGAAGCUGAUGUCCUGUGUCUGCACACUGUUGCCACUGUCCUUGUUCUGCUUGCUGUAGCCUCACCAGGCCCAUCACGCCCUACCCUACCCUAUCCUCGGAACCCUAAGGCCAAGUUUGCUUCAGACUGUUGUAAACAGAAUUGGUCUUGCCUGGUACACACUUGUCCUCAGUCUGCACAUCUCCCCAACCCCAGAACAAGGGGAUGAACACCCACUGAUGUCCUCAGCUUAGAUCUGUUUCUAAUCUUAAGACCUUUGACUUCAAGGAAGUUUGUAUCACAAGGUGAAGAAAGGUGCCAUUCUCUAACGGUCUGGUGUGGUCUUCCCAUCUUAAUACCAUCACCCCCUGCAAGCCAUCUCUGCCUACCCUCUCAUUGACCCUGCCUGGGAUCAAGGGGUGAGAGGAACCAAGGGCUGGGGAAUCCUGCCGUUUGGUGAAGCCCCAUGGCAGGAAGGUAUAUGUGGACAUAGAGUAUACCUGACUUCUCUUCAAAAGCCACUGACUGCCCGAGCUGCACUUCAAAUGCCAGAGGAGUGGCUGGAGGCUGCUGUCACCAGGAGCUGAGGAGGGUGAUGAAGGACUGAGCACACAGGCUGGGGAGACUGCAGGCUCACCCCACACUGGGACCUGGGCUGCAUGAGGGGGUGUGGUCUUUUUGCUCAGUUGAUUGAAACUUGUGUGACCUUCCUCAUCACUGAGUUCCUCUGUUGUCCCAAAAGUUGGGACUAGGACACAGCAUCUCAGGCUAGCAAGAGCUUGCCCUCUGCCUUUGGGUACCUUGUUAUUUUUAGCUAAUGCCUUGCCCCACUCUGUCCUCCCAGUGUUUAGAAUGUGGGAAUCCCUUGUCAGCUCCUGUGACUCACUUGUCUCAAACAAAAAUGGGAACAGGAUCUGCUGCUGGGAUCUGAGGCCUUCUCCUGAGUCUGGUACCUGCCCUAUGGUACACCUUCACCAAACAGUGGGCUCCCUUCUUCCCUUCCCUUUCUCCUUUCCUUUCCUCACUCAGCCCUAUACUGUAUACCCAGCACCGCAGAACCUCAGGGCUUGAGGCCCAGUGUCAGGGAAGGUGGUUUCCAUCUAGACUAUCCAGGCUAGGUUUGCCAUCCUCUCCCAGAUCCUCCCAGACCCUCUGAGGGAAGAAGCCCCUCUUGGGUGGAAAGGUGAGGCUAUCAUCUCAACAUAGGCUGAGGAGGGGUGGGAGUGUGUGUGAGUGUGUGUGUGUGUGUGUGUGUGUGUGUGUGUGUGUGUGUGUGCGUGUGUGUGUGCGUGUGUGUGUGUGCACGUGCGCACGCGCGCGUUUGUAUUUUUUGUGACAUGUUAAGAGUUGAUGUUGCAGAGUAGUUUACAUCUUCACCUUCUGAAGACACUUGAAUUUAGGACCGAUGUAUCUGUGACAAGUAUGCCAGGAGUGGCGGGGGCCACCAGAGCAAGCCACUUCCCCAUCACCAUCUUCCCAUGGGAUCCAAGACCUAAGACAGACAGCCUGCCAAAUGGAACCGCCUUCAUCCUCUGCCUGUGCGGGGUUGGUCAUCCACCUGGGCCCAGCAAGGGGCAGAUUGUGGUUUGCCCUCUGCACCUCAGAGCAGAUUUGCUACUCGAAGAGAAGGCUGCCUGGCCCUGCUCCAGCCUGGACCCCAGGUUCAGACAGAGGUGCUGAGCCCCAUGUCAAGUUGUUGGAUGUUUUUGUUCUGUCACUCCUUCCCACUCCUUUUUGAUGACAUUUACAAAUGAAAGCAAGCUGCUUGGAAGGUCUGGACUGAGGGAAAGGGCAUGAAGACAAGGUUAAUGGUGGGGAGUGCUAGAGGCUUGGGUUACCUGGUCCCCCUGGAUGGGACCCCAGAGUAGAGUCUCUUGUUAAAGAGCCUUUAGGUUCUCCCCAGCUCCCACCCUCUCCUCCAGCCAUGGUGAUGGCAGAGGCAGAAGAAAACUUUGAGCCCAGUUCUCACAGGAAAGGAAAACUCUCAUGGGCUUUGUAGAGAAGGUUCCACCUUACGCUCAUACAUUGUCUUUACCAUGUGCUAGGAUAUCACAUUCAACAGGACAAAAAAAAAAUGUAAAAUACUUGAAUGAGCUUGUAUUAUAACAUUAAUAUUAUUGAGAGUGUCUGCUUCCCAG